Molecule: messenger RNA, 675 nt
Organism: Aspergillus terreus NIH2624
Lineage: Eukaryota; Fungi; Ascomycota; Eurotiomycetes; Eurotiales; Aspergillaceae
Product: DUF3431 domain-containing protein
Exons: 2
Coding region: 1-675 (224 amino acids)
Source: RefSeq, a predicted model, not a curated record
AUGCUCACCUGCUCCCCUGCUCCUUCGACCCUCAUCAGACAACAAAACUGGCAACAUGCUAUCUAUACAGUCGACGACCCCAACGCGCCCCUCCGCGUGACCAAGAACAAAGGCAAAGAAAGCAGCGUAUACCUACAAUACAUAAUCGACCACUACGACCGGCUGCCCUCGACAAUCGUCUUCCUCCACAGCCACCGCGACGGCUACCCCGACGCCUGGCACACCGAGUUCGACGAGCACAGCAACCCGCUGACUGUGCAGAUGCUGCAGACGGACUUUGUUCAGCGCAACGGCUACGCCAAUCUGCGCUGCAAUCCCACUCCGGGAUGCCCGGACGAGAUACGCCCGUUCCGAGCGACGGCCAACGAGGACCAUCUGACCGAGCUGCUGUUCCCGAUGGUGUGGCAGACGUUCUUCAAUAACACCCGCGUGCCGGAGGUGGUUGCGACGCCGUGUUGUGCGCAGUUUGCCGUGUCGAGAAGCCAGGUGCGGCAGCGGCCGCUCAGUAGUUAUCAGCGGUAUCAUCGCUGGCUGAUGGAGACGGAUCUUCCGGACGAUGUGAGUGGGCGUAUCAUGGAAUAUAUGUGGCAUAUUAUCUUUGGACAGGAUCCGGUGUAUUGCCCAGAUAUGGAGCAGUGCCUGGGGGAUGUAUAUGAUUUGGCAUUUUCAUUUUGA